Messenger RNA from Condylostylus longicornis, 4571 nucleotides. RefSeq lists its product as uncharacterized. Gene Ontology annotation, biological process: chemical synaptic transmission. Gene Ontology annotation, cellular component: dendritic spine; plasma membrane; cytoplasm. The transcript is spliced from 10 exons. Bases 286 to 3966 code for a protein of 1226 amino acids. The record is from RefSeq and is a predicted model, not a curated record. Gene Ontology annotation, molecular function: protein binding. Lineage: Eukaryota; Metazoa; Arthropoda; Insecta; Diptera; Dolichopodidae.
UUUUAUGUGCUGUCGCGUAAAAAGUCUUGUAUAGAAAAAGAAAAUUCAAGAGAAAAAAAAAAUGAAUUUAAUUGUACAAAAUAAAGUGUAAAAGCAUUAUAAAAAUGAACCUGAUAUUUUUCUCAAAUAAAUUUUGCCUACAAGCAAUAUAAAUAAAUAUCAAUCAAAUAUUUUUCGUAUAUACAUAUUUCAAAGCAUUGAAUUAAUUCGCAAUCCAUUUUUAAGUUAUCACUAUUAAUUUUUGAAUAAAAAAUAACCUACAAAACAAUUUUAACUAUCAACAAUAUGAAUGCCGAAGGUGAUAAAUCACAAUUUGUAAGUAGCGGUGGUGGUUUAACUGGUGCUGGUUUCUCAAUACCUAGACAAAAUCUUAACAAUUUCACAUCGAAAUUAGGUAGCGGCAGUGAAACGUCAACGGUUGUGGCAGCGGCUCUUUACGAAAAAUAUGAUAAACCCCAAGAACGAUACGUUUGGGAAAUGAGGAAACGUAGUCCGAAUACAACACCAGCAAGUACAGUAUUAAAUUCACCCGAUUUAAUUGAUCCAUUAGGUUAUUCAAUGCAAUUGCAUCAACAUCAACAAAUUCGUGUGGGUCGAAGUCCUGUUAGCUUACUAGAAACAUCAAAUGAAAAUAAUCCACCAAAUACUAGAACAAAUAAUAUAAGUGGUAAUAAUGAAAUUAUUGAGAAUAAUAUACCACAACAAAUGCUCACAAGUGCUGGCUCACCCACCGAUUUGGGUACUUCUGGUGCGAAUUUGAUUCGGGGUGGUGAAAUCGUUGUUUUCGAUGAUAUAGAUACCAAUUGGAUGAAAUCAAAUAAAGAAUGCUGUAUGAGUAGCGAAGAUGUAUUAAAAGUUACAAAAAUGAUUGGUCAAUUACCAAUUGCAGAGUAUGAAGGCUCUCCAAGAAGAAUUGGAAGUUUUAAUCAACAAGAAAUUUCACCAACCAAAAGUUUUAAUUCUAGCAAUAGCGUUAUUAUUGGUGGUAGUAGUAGUAAUAAUAAUGGAAGUUCCAGAUCUCCGUCUACUUUUCCAAGACCACCUGGCUUUCCGCAAAGAAUAUCUCCAAACAUUCAACAAGAUGAUCGGAACAAAUCCCCUAAUUUAAUUGAUAUGGAUGCAAGUGAUGAUAACAUUAGUGAUAAAACUAAUGAUAAUAAGUCAUCCUUAAAUCUUUCUGUUCUCGGUACUAGUAAUAAUAUAAAUAAAGAUAAUAAAGAUGAAGAAGAAUCUAUCAAACCAAAGACUCCUACUUUUGAUUACCUGUAUGAAUUUUCAGAAACACGCAAAGUUUUAGAAGAAUUUUUUAAAUGUACUAAUAAUGAUGAUGAAAGAAAAUUUAGUGAUUUAAAUGAAAGUGAUGAUUUAGCAAGUACUGAUACAAAUCAAGAUUAUAAUAAUAGGAGCGAAGAGAAAAAGGCUGAACAGGCUUAUAUUGGUCAAAGAUUAGCUAGGUUACCAAAUGAAGAAUAUAUGGUGCAAAAAUCUCCAAGAAAACAUAAAUAUGAAAACUACACUGAAAAUAAUGAUAUUGAGCUCUAUAUUGAUACGAACAGUCGUAGUUCUGGUGAUCUGGCUGAUACAGAGUUAGAAGCUAAUUUAAGAAGACAUUCGAGAAAUUUCACUUUAUCGCCAGAAACGACGGAUUAUGAUUCAAAUUGUGGUGAUCUAGAUAGUUUAUCAAACGACAUAAAUUGUCCAACUGAUUUUGGGAAGCUUUAUACAAGUAUGCCGGUUUUAGAAGAUGGGUUAUCUAGUGGCCAUGCAUCAGAUACUGAAAAUAAUUUAUCGUCAGCUGUAAUUGAAAAAAACUAUUUAGAAAUGGCUCCUGUGGAGAACAUGGAUACAAAUAAUUUACGAAAAACAAUCAACGAUACAUCUUCUUCAAUUAACUUAACAAAUAAUUUGUCAUCGGCUCUAACGACAAAUCAAAUCUCGUCAGUAUCAUCAACAGUAAACAUUUCAAAUACUAAUAAUAUUAAUUCCAUUGUUGAACUGACUAGUAAUAAUUGUAUAGGAAUUACAAAUAAUAGCAAUAAUUGUAAAAACAUAAAAGAAAAUAAUUUUGAAGCUAUAUUUUCUUCAACUUUAUCACAAUCAACUCCACCACCUCCACCAGCACCAGCACCUCACCGACAUUCAACGACAACCACAAUAUUACAAUCAAUACCGUCUUCAGCAGCUGAUAUAUCUGAAUCUCAAGAUAUCCAAGAAGCAUUGAAAGAUAUUCGUUCUGCGUUGCAACGUACGAAAGCAUUACAAGACGCAACAAAACCAAAAUAUUACGAUGAAGUUAUACAAGGUGGUCACGAAUCUCCUAUAUGGGUUCCAAGAAAAAAUACACAAUCACAAGAAAAUCUUUCUAAUCUUUCUAACUUACAAUUAGAUAAUUGUAAAAAAGAUUCAUCAGUUUCUGGCAAUGGUCAUGAUGAAGAAGAGGCAGAUACAGAUUUAGAAACUGAUCGUUUACUUGGUCAGCAAAGGUCAGACGACCAAGAUUUCUUUGAUGAGAAGCCAUGGUUAAAAGCAUCACGUUUAAAAUCACCAACAAGCCUAUCUGGUAUAACGUUAACAACAAUUGGGUCAGCAACUUCAUCAGUAGCAACAGGUAGCACAAAUGCAAUUGUUAAACCUCAAACAUUUUCUUCGGCUACUAUUCGUCAGGGUAUCGGUACCGCCUUGACACCAACAUCACCUGAACAUUGUCAUAUUGUUGGUUCCUCUGACAUAACAUUAACUUCUCCAGAAAAAUUGCAAUUUACAAAACCAAGUCCAACUAGUUCCAUAAAAUCAAAAAAAGACUCAUUAAAUGGUGAUAAAAAAUCAAAAUCUCGUAAUAAAGAAGCACUCUUGGAUCCUGCAGUGUUGAUUGAAGGUGUUUUAUUCAGAGCUCGAUAUUUAGGUUCAACUCAACUGGUUUGUGAAGGCCAACCCACAAAAUCUACAAGAAUGAUGCAAGCUGAAGAAGCUGUUUCCAGAAUUAAGGCUCCAGAAGGGGAAAAUCAACCAAGUACUGAAGUAGAUCUAUUUAUUUCGACUGAAAAAAUUAUGGUUUUAAAUACUGAUCUUAAGGAAAUUAUGAUGGAUCAUGCCCUUCGUACUAUAUCUUAUAUAGCUGACAUUGGUGAUUUAGUAGUUUUAAUGGCAAGAAGACGCUUCGUUCCUUCAGAAACUGAUGACAAUGUUAAACCAAAUCGGACACCAAAAAUGAUAUGUCAUGUAUUUGAAAGUGAUGAGGCACAAUUUAUAGCUCAAUCUAUAGGACAAGCCUUUCAAGUCGCAUAUAUGGAAUUUCUAAAAGCGAAUGGUAUUGAAGAUCAUAGUUUUGUUAAAGAAAUGGAUUAUCAAGAAGUAUUAAAUAGUCAAGAAAUAUUUGGUGAUGAAUUAGAAAUUUUUGCUAAAAAAGAGUUACAAAAAGAAGUUGUUGUACCUAAAGCGAAAGGUGAAAUUUUAGGAGUUGUAAUAGUUGAAAGUGGUUGGGGUUCAAUGUUACCAACUGUUGUAAUAGCUAAUUUAAUGUCAUCUGGUGCUGCAGCUCGUUGUGGUCAAUUAAAUAUUGGUGAUCAAUUAAUUGCUAUUAAUGGUAUGAGUUUAGUUGGACUUCCAUUAUCAACUUGUCAAACUUAUAUAAAAAACACAAAAACUCAGACUGCUGUGAAAUUUACGGUUGUGCCUUGUCCACCAGUUGUUGAAGUUAAAAUAAAACGACCGAAUACAAAGUAUCAAUUGGGUUUUAGUGUACAAAACGGAGUGAUUUGCAGUCUUUUAAGAGGUGGAAUAGCUGAAAGAGGUGGUGUACGUGUCGGACAUAGAAUAAUUGAAAUUAAUAACCAAAGUGUAGUUGCAGUUCCGCAUGAGAAAAUUGUUAAUUUAUUAGCGACAUCUGUCGGAGAAAUUCUUAUGAAGACAAUGCCAACAUCAAUGUUUCGUCUUUUAACUGGUCAAGAAAACCCAAUAUAUAUUUAAUUUUUCCUUCUUAAACCUUAUAUACAAAGUAUAAUUAUAAAUUAAAAUAGAAAUAAUAAUACGCUUGUGUUCUUCAUCAACGUAAAUAAUAUAAUUUCAUCUUCUAUUGGUAAUGAAAAUCGAUAAAAAAAUAAAUUGCAAAAACAAAAUAUAAUUGAGAAUCUCAUUGGAAUCAAAAAUAAAAAUUAAAUAUGCAUUCAUUAAAUCAAAAAAAAAGCAAAAAAUUAUACAAAAAUAUUGUUAAAAUGCUAAAACUAGAAAAUUUUCUACAGCUUUAUAAUAAAAAUAUAGAACAAACAAAAGAAAAAAAUAAUUAAAAUUCUAGAAUCUUUCAUGAACAAUCAUCAAAAAGGCUUAUAAAUAUAAAGGAACAAAAUGAACACUCUUAAUUGGUAGAUUUUAUGUUUUACGUUGUACUCAAGCUUUUUAAAUUAUUUUAACUAUAUCAAUAUUGGCAUAAAGCAUUUAAAAAGCAAUUUUAAACGAAAUAAAUUGCAAUAAAAAACAAUGACGAUAAUAUCAUUUCAAACACAUGAAUAUUAUUAUAUAUAACCUUAUUGUACGAUUAGUGGCUAUUUAAUAAAAAUAUUUCAUCGUCAUUUUUU